CGAGCGCCGCGCCCCGUGGGUGAAUCCCCGCCGCGCCCCGGGGACCUCCCUCCCGGGCACCGGCCGCCGCCAGCCCGGCCGCCACCAUGAGCCCCCCUCCCCUGCCUGCGGCGCCCCUGCUCCUAGCCAGCGCCACCUCGGAGCCCCGGGGCCAGCGGGAGGUGGGGAGAAUGCCGCCUGGGGUGGGUAAGUUCGGGGCUCUGGUGCCGCUGGAAUUUCCCAUUGUCGCGCACAGCGGCGCGGCCCCCGGACCUGCGAGUGCCUCCUCCCUCCGGAGGUGUGCGGAGGCUUUGUGUGCCAGGUCCGAUCCGUACUGGGUGCAAUGAAAGCUCCACGCAGGCCUUACCAUGGAAGGCUGUGACUCGCCCGUCGUCUCGGGGAAGGACAAUGGGUGCGGUAUCCCUCAGCACCGGCAAUGGACUGAACUCAACAGCACCCACCUCCCCGACAAACCCAGUAGCAUGGAGCAGCCCACAGGCGAGAGCCACGGGCCCCUGGACGGCCUGAGGGCCCCCUUCAAUGAGCGCCUCGCGGAGAGCAGCGCCUCGGCCGGGGCCCCCGCCGAGCCCGCCAGCAAGGAGGUGAGCUGCAACGAGUGCGCCGCCUCCUUCGCCAGCCUGCAGACCUACAUGGAGCACCACUGCCCCGGCGCGCGCCCGCCGCCGCCCCUGAGAGAGGAGAGCGCCAGCGACACCAGCGAGGAGGGCGACGAGGAGAGCGACGUGGAGAACCUGGCCGGGGAGAUCGUCUACCAGCCCGACGGCUCCGCGUACAUCGUGGAGAGCCUGAGCCAGCUGACCCAGGGCGGGGGCGCGUGCGGCAGCGGCAGCGGGCCUGUCCCCUCGCUCUUCCUGAACUCUCUCCCCGGGGCGGGGGGCAAGCAAGGGGACCCUUCGUGUGCUGCACCCGUGUACCCGCAGAUCAUCAACACUUUCCACAUAGCCUCAUCCUUCGGGAAAUGGUUUGAGGGCUCAGACCAGGCUUUCCCGAAUACCUCAGCCCUGGCGGGGCUCAGCCCCGUCCUGCACAGCUUCCGCGUUUUUGACGUGCGACACAAAAGCAACAAGGAUUACCUGAACAGCGACGGUUCUGCCAAAAGCUCCUGCGUAUCCAAAGAUGUUCCCAACAAUGUGGACCUGUCCAAAUUCGAUGGCUUUGUGCUCUACGGCAAGAGGAAGCCCAUCCUGAUGUGUUUCUUGUGCAAACUCUCCUUCGGGUACGUCCGUUCAUUUGUGACCCACGCGGUGCACGACCAUCGAAUGACCCUGAGUGAAGACGAGCGGAAAAUUCUUAGCAAUAAGAACAUCUCCGCUAUCAUCCAAGGGAUCGGCAAAGACAAGGAACCCCUUGUAAGUUUUCUGGAACCAAAAAACAAAAACUUUCAACACCCUUUAGUUUCCACAGCUAACCUCAUAGGCCCCGGACAUAGUUUUUAUGGUAAAUUUAGUGGCAUUCGAAUGGAAGGGGAGGAGGCUCUCCCAGCCGGCUCUGCCACUGGCCCUGAGCAGCCCCAGGCUGGUCUCUUGACCCCCAGCACCCUCUUGAACCUUGGCGGGCUCACCAGCUCGGUCCUGAAGACCCCCAUUACCUCAGUCCCCCUGGGGCCUCUGGCUUCCAGUCCUACCAAAUCCUCAGAGGGCAAGGACUCUGGGGCAGCUGAAGGAGAGAAGCAAGAAGUGGGCGACCCCGAUUGCUUCUCCGAGAAAGCAGAGCCAGCCGAGGAGGAGGAGGCGGAAGAGGAAGAGGAAGAAGAAGAGGCGGAGGAGGAGGAAGAGGAGGAGGAGGAGGAGGAAGAAGACGAGGAAGACGAGGGUUGCAAAGGACUCUUUCCAAGUGAGUUGGACAAUGAGCUGGAGGACAGGCCCCCCGAGGAGCCCGGGGCCGCGGCAGGUGGUAGCAGCAAAAAGGACCUUGCUCUCUCAAACCAAAGCAUUUCUAACUCCCCCUUAAUGCCUAAUGUGCUCCAGACCCUGUCGAGGGGCACAGCUUCUACUAGUUCUAAUUCCGCUUCUUCCUUUGUUGUCUUUGAUGGUGCGAACAGGAGGAAUCGUUUAAGCUUUAACAGUGAGGGCGUCAGGGCCAAUGUGGCAGAGGGCGGCAGGAGGCUGGACUUCGCUGACGAAAGUGCCAAUAAAGACAAUGCCACAGCACCAGAACCAAAUGAAAGCACAGAGGGCGACGAUGGGGGCUUUGUCCCCCAUCACCAGCACGCUGGCUCCCUCUGCGAGCUGGGGGUUGGGGAGUGCCCCUCGGGGAGUGGCGUGGAGUGCCCCAAAUGCGACACGGUCCUGGGCUCCUCCCGCUCGCUGGGCGGCCACAUGACCAUGAUGCAUUCUCGUAACUCGUGUAAGACACUCAAGUGCCCCAAGUGCAACUGGCACUAUAAGUACCAGCAGACGCUGGAGGCACACAUGAAGGAGAAGCACCCGGAGCCUGGGGGCUCCUGCGUCUACUGCAAAAGCGGGCAGCCCCACCCCCGGUUGGCACGAGGCGAGAGCUACACGUGUGGUUACAAGCCUUUCCGCUGCGAGGUGUGUAACUACUCCACAACGACCAAAGGCAACCUCAGUAUUCACAUGCAGUCCGACAAGCAUCUCAACAACAUGCAGAACCUGCAGAACGGAGGCGGGGAGCAGGUCUUCAGCCACACCGCUGGGGCGGCAGCGGCGGCGGCAGCGGCAGCAGCAGCAGCGGCCAACAUCAGUAGCUCCUGCGGGGCCCCCUCGCCCACCAAACCAAAAACCAAACCCACGUGGCGGUGCGAGGUGUGCGAUUACGAGACCAACGUGGCUAGGAACCUCCGCAUUCACAUGACCAGUGAGAAGCACAUGCACAACAUGAUGCUGCUGCAGCAGAACAUGACCCAGAUCCAGCACAACCGCCACCUGGGCCUGGGCAGCCUGCCCUCGCCCGCAGAGGCCGAGCUGUACCAGUACUACCUGGCCCAGAACAUGAACCUGCCCAACCUGAAGAUGGACAGUGCCGCCUCUGACGCCCAGUUCAUGAUGAGUGGAUUCCAGCUGGAUCCCACCGGGCCCAUGGCCGCCAUGACGCCUGCUCUAGUGGGCGGUGAGAUCCCCCUAGACAUGCGGCUCGGGGGUGGGCAGCUGGUGUCCGAGGAGCUGAUGAACCUGGGCGAGAGCUUCAUCCAGACCAACGACCCGUCGCUGAAGCUCUUCCAGUGCGCCGUCUGCAACAAAUUCACGACGGACAACCUGGACAUGCUGGGGCUGCACAUGAACGUGGAGCGCAGCCUCUCGGAGGACGAGUGGAAGGCCGUGAUGGGGGACUCGUACCAGUGCAAGCUCUGCCGCUACAACACCCAGCUCAAGGCCAACUUCCAGCUGCACUGCAAGACAGACAAGCACGUGCAGAAGUACCAGCUGGUGGCCCACAUCAAGGAGGGUGGCAAGGCCAACGAGUGGAGGCUCAAGUGCGUGGCCAUCGGCAACCCUGUGCACCUCAAGUGCAACGCCUGCGACUACUACACCAACAGCUUAGAGAAACUGCGGCUGCACACGGUCAACUCCAGGCACGAGGCCAGCCUGAAGUUGUACAAGCACCUGCAGCAGCAUGAGAGUGGCGUGGAGGGCGAGAGCUGCUACUACCACUGCGUUCUGUGCAACUACUCCACCAAGGCCAAGCUCAACCUCAUCCAGCACGUGCGCUCCAUGAAGCACCAGCGCAGCGAGAGCCUGCGCAAGCUGCAGCGGCUGCAGAAGGGCCUUCCAGAGGAGGACGAGGACCUGGGGCAGAUCUUCACCAUCCGCAGGUGCCCCUCCACUGACCCAGAAGAAGCCAUUGAAGAUGUUGAAGGACCCAGUGAAACGGCUGCUGAUCCAGAGGAGCUUGCUAAAGACCAAGAGAGUGGAGGCGAGAAAGACCAGAACAAGUGGACAGCAUCGUCCAGCCAAGCAGAGAAGGAGCUGACAGAUUCUCCUGCAACCUCUAAACGCAUCUCCUUCCCGGGUAGCUCAGACUGUCCUCUCUCUUCGAAGCGACCAAAAACAUCCGAGGAGAGCAAACCAGAGCAGAUGUACCAGUGCCCCUACUGCAAGUACAGCAACGCCGACGUGAACCGGCUCCGGGUGCACGCCAUGACGCAGCACUCAGUACAGCCCAUGCUGCGCUGCCCCCUGUGCCAGGACAUGCUCAACAACAAGAUUCACCUCCAGCUGCACCUCACCCACCUCCACAGCGUGGCACCCGACUGCGUGGAGAAACUCAUUAUGACGGUGACUACCCCUGAGAUGGUGAUGCCCAGCAGCAUGUUCCUGCCAGCAGCUGUUCCAGAUCGAGAUGGGAAUUCCAACGUGGAAGAGGCAGGAAAGCAGCCUGAAACUUCAGAGGAUCUGGGAAAGAACAUCUUGCCAACUGCAAGCACAGAGCACAGCGGAGAUUUGAAACCUUCUUCUGCUGACCCAGGAUCUGUGAGAGAAGACUCGGGCUUCCUCUGCUGGAAGAAGGGGUGUAACCAGGUUUUCAAGACUUCAGCUGCCCUCCAGACACAUUUCAACGAGGUACAUGCCAAGAGGCCCCAGCUGCCUGUGUCAGAUCGCCACGUGUACAAGUACCGCUGCAACCAGUGCAGCCUGGCUUUCAAGACCAUUGAAAAGUUGCAGCUGCAUUCUCAGUACCAUGUGAUCCGAGCCGCCACCAUGUGCUGUCUCUGUCAGCGCAGUUUUCGAACAUUCCAGGCUCUGAAAAAACACCUUGAGACAAGCCACCUGGAGUUGAGUGAGGCCGACAUUCAACAACUUUAUGGUGGCCUUCUGGCCAAUGGGGACCUUCUGGCAAUGGGAGACCCCACCCUGUCUGAAGACCACACCAUAAUUGUUGAAGAAGACAAGGAAGAAGAAAGUGACUUGGAAGAUAAACAGAGCCCCACGGGCAGUGACUCUGGGUCGGUACAAGAAGAUUCAGGCUCAGAGCCAAAGAGAGCUCUACCUUUCAGAAAAGGCCCCAACUUUACUAUGGAAAAGUUUCUAGACCCUUCUCGCCCUUACAAGUGCACCGUCUGUAAGGAAUCUUUCACUCAAAAGAACAUACUGCUGGUGCAUUACAAUUCUGUCUCCCACCUGCACAAGUUAAAGAGAGCCCUUCAAGAAUCAGCAACUGGUCAACCAGAACCCACCAGCAGCCCAGACAACAAACCUUUUAAGUGUAACACUUGUAAUGUGGCCUAUAGCCAGAGUUCCACUCUGGAGAUCCACAUGAGGUCUGUGCUGCAUCAAACCAAAGCCCGAGCAGCCAAGCUGGAGGCUGCAAGUGGUAGCAGCAAUGGGACUGGGAACAGUGGCAGUGUCCCACUGAGUUCCUCCAUACCAAGUCCCGUGAGCACCAGUGGCAGUAGUAACACCUUUACCACCACCAAUCCAAGUAGUGCCAGCAUCACUCCGAGCUCCGGCUUACUGAGCCAAGUGCCCGCUGAGAGUGUUGGGAUGCUGCCCCUAGGGAAUCCCAUCGGUGCCAACAUUGCUUCCCCUUCAGAGCCCAAGGAGGCCAAUCGGAAGAAGCUGGCAGACAUGAUCGCAUCCAGGCAGCAGCAACAACAGCAGCAGCAGCAACAGCAGCAGCAGCAGCAACAGCAGCAGCAACAACAACAAGCUCAGACACUGGCCCAGGCCCAGGCUCAAGUUCAGGCUCACUUGCAGCAGGAACUGCAGCAGCAGGCUGCCCUGAUCCAGUCCCAGCUGUUUAACCCCACCCUCCUGCCUCAUUUCCCCAUGACCACUGAGACCCUGCUCCAGCUGCAGCAGCAGCAGCACCUCCUCUUCCCUUUCUACAUCCCCAGCGCUGAGUUCCAGCUCAACCCCGAGGUGAGCUUGCCAGUGACGAGCGGGGCACUGACGCUGACAGGGACCGGGCCAGGCCUGCUGGAAGAUCUGAAGGCUCAGGUUCAGAUCCCACAGCAGAGCCACCAGCAGAUCCUGCAGCAGCAGCAGCAGCAACAGCAAAAUCAACUUCUGUCCCAGAGUCACUCUGCCCUCCUUCAGCCAAGCCAGCUCCCCGAAAAGAAAAACAAAUUGGUCAUCAAAGACAAGGAAAAAGAGAGCCAGAGAGAGAGGGAGGGUGCUGAAGGGGGAGAAGGCAUCGCAGGACCGAAGGAGCUGCUGCCAGAUGCCUUGAAGGCCAAAGAGAAGAAAGAGCUGGCACCAGGGGGCGGUUCUGAGCCUUCUAUGCUUCCUCCACGCAUCGCCUCCGAUGCCAGAGGGAACGCCACCAAGGCCUUGCUGGAGAACUUCGGCUUUGAGCUGGUCAUUCAGUACAACGAGAACAAGCAGAAGGUGCAGAAGAAGACCGGGAAGACGGAGCAGGGAGAGAACCUGGAGAAGCUUGAGUGCGACUCCUGCGGCAAGCUGUUUUCCAACAUCUUGAUUUUAAAGAGUCAUCAAGAGCAUGUUCAUCAGAAUUACUUCCCCUUUAAGCAGCUGGAGAGGUUUGCCAAACAGUACAGAGAGCACUAUGAUAAACUGUACCCUCUGAGGCCCCAGACCCCAGAGCCCCCGCCCCCGCCCCCUCCGCCCCCUCCGCCCCCUCUUCCUGCAGCACCCCCACAGCCAGCCUCCACGCCUGCCAUCCCGGCGUCAGCCCCACCCAUCACCUCGCCCACCAUCGCCCCGGCCCAGCCCUCGGUGCCGCUCACCCAGCUCUCCAUGCCGAUGGAGUUGCCCAUCUUCUCGCCGCUGAUGAUGCAGACCAUGCCACUGCAGACCCUGCCAGCUCAGCUGCCCCCUCAACUUGGCCCUGUGGAACCUCUGCCCGCAGACCUGGCCCAGUUGUACCAGCACCAGCUCAAUCCAACCCUGCUCCAGCAACAGAACAAGAGGCCUCGCACCAGGAUCACCGAUGACCAGCUCCGAGUGCUGCGGCAGUAUUUUGACAUCAACAACUCCCCCAGUGAGGAGCAGAUCAAAGAGAUGGCAGACAAGUCUGGGUUGCCCCAGAAAGUGAUCAAGCACUGGUUCAGGAACACCCUCUUCAAAGAGCGGCAGCGCAACAAGGACUCCCCUUACAACUUCAGCAAUCCUCCCAUCACCAGCCUGGAGGAGCUCAAGAUCGACUCCAGGCCUCCUUCCCCAGAACCUCAGAAGCAGGAGUACUGGGGUAGCAAGAGGUCUUCCAGAACAAGGUUUACUGACUACCAGCUGAGAGUCCUCCAGGACUUCUUUGAUGCCAAUGCUUACCCAAAGGAUGAUGAAUUUGAGCAACUCUCUAAUUUACUGAACCUUCCAACCCGAGUCAUUGUGGUGUGGUUUCAGAAUGCCCGACAGAAGGCCAGGAAAAAUUAUGAGAAUCAGGGAGAGGGCAAAGACGGAGAGCGGCGAGAGCUUACAAAUGAUAGAUACAUCCGAACAAGCAACCUGAACUACCAGUGCAAGAAAUGUAGCCUGGUGUUCCAGCGCAUCUUUGAUCUCAUCAAGCACCAGAAGAAGCUGUGUUACAAGGACGAGGACGAGGAGGGGCAGGAUGAUAGCCAAAACGAGGACUCCAUGGAUGCCAUGGAAAUCCUCACCCCCACCAGCUCCUCCUGCAGCACCCCGAUGCCCUCGCAGGCUUACAGUGCCCCCGCACCAUCGGCCAAUACGGCUCCCUCUGCUUUCCUGCAGCUUACAGCGGAGGCCGACGACCUGGCCACCUUCAGUUCAAAAGCAGAGGCGAGUGAUGAGAAACCAAAGCAGGCUGACCCUCCCAGUGCACAGCCGAACCAAACCCAAGAAAAGCAAGGACAACCAAAGGCAGAGCUGCAGCAGCAAGACCAGCCGGAGCAGAAGACCAGUGCACCCCAGCCAAAGCUCCCACAGCUGGCUGCCCCGCCCUCCCUGCCACAGCCUCCUCCACAGGCGCCCCCUCCUCAGUGUCCCCUGCCCCAGUCGAGCCCCAGUCCUUCUCAGCUCUCCCACCUGCCCCUCAAGCCCCUCCACACGUCAACUCCUCAACAGCUGGCAAACCUACCUCCUCAGCUAAUCCCCUACCAGUGCGACCAGUGCAAGCUGGCCUUCCCAUCAUUUGAGCACUGGCAGGAGCAUCAGCAGCUUCACUUCCUGAGUGCGCAGAACCAGUUCAUCCACCCUCAGUUUUUGGACAGGUCACUGGACAUGCCUUUCAUGCUGUUUGAUCCCAGCAACCCACUCCUGGCCAGCCAGCUGCUCUCGGGGGCCAUUCCUCAGAUCCCCGCCAGCUCGGCCACCUCUCCUUCCACGCCCACCUCCACCAUGAACACUCUCAAGAGGAAGCUGGAGGAAAAGGCCAGCGGGAGCCCCGGAGAGAAUGACAGUGGGACGGGAGGGGAGGAGCCGCAGAGGGACAAGCGUUUGAGGACGACCAUUACGCCGGAACAGCUGGAAAUUCUUUACCAAAAGUAUCUGCUGGACUCCAAUCCAACUCGAAAGAUGUUGGAUCACAUCGCACACGAGGUGGGCUUGAAGAAACGCGUGGUGCAGGUCUGGUUUCAGAACACCCGAGCUCGGGAAAGGAAAGGACAGUUCCGGGCUGUGGGCCCAGCCCAGGCCCACAGACGAUGCCCUUUUUGCAGAGCGCUCUUCAAAGCCAAGACUGCCCUCGAGGCUCAUAUCCGGUCCCGCCACUGGCAUGAAGCCAAGAGAGCUGGCUACAACCUAACUCUGUCUGCGAUGCUCUUAGACUGUGACGGGGGACUCCAGAUGAAAGGAGAUAUUUUUGAUGGAACUAGCUUUUCGCACCUACCCCCAAGCAGUAGUGAUGGCCAGGGUGUCCCCCUCUCACCUGUGAGUAAAACCAUGGAGCUGUCUCCCAGAACACUUCUCAGCCCUUCCUCCAUCAAGGUGGAGGGGAUCGAAGACUUUGAAAGCCCCUCCAUGUCCUCAGUUAAUCUAAACUUUGACCAAACUAAGCUGGACAACGAUGACUGUUCCUCUGUCAACACGGCAAUCACCGACACCACAACAGGAGACGAGGGCAAUGCGGAUAAUGACAGUGCGACGGGAAUAGCAACUGAAACCAAAUCAUCUUCUGCACCCAGUGAGGGGCUGACCAAAGCAGCCAUGAUGGCAAUGUCUGAGUAUGAAGAUCGGUUGUCAUCUGGUCUGGUCAGCCCAGCCCCGAGCUUUUAUAGCAAAGAAUAUGACAACGAAGGUACAGUGGACUACAGUGAAACCUCAAGCCUUGCGGACCCCUGCUCCCCGAGUCCUGGUGUGAGUGGUUCCGCAGGCAAAUCUGGUGACAGCGGGGAUCGGCCUGGGCAGAAACGUUUUCGCACUCAGAUGACCAAUUUGCAGCUGAAGGUCCUCAAGUCAUGCUUUAAUGACUAUAGGACACCCACUAUGCUAGAGUGUGAGGUCCUGGGCAAUGACAUUGGACUGCCAAAGAGAGUUGUUCAGGUCUGGUUCCAGAACGCCCGGGCAAAAGAAAAGAAGUCCAAGUUAAGCAUGGCCAAGCAUUUUGGUAUAAACCAAACAAGUUACGAGGGACCCAAAACGGAGUGCACUUUGUGUGGCAUCAAGUACAGCGCUCGGCUGUCUGUACGUGACCAUAUCUUUUCCCAACAGCACAUCUCCAAAGUCAAAGACACCAUUGGAAGCCAGUUGGACAAGGAGAAAGAAUACUUUGACCCAGCCACUGUACGUCAGUUGAUGGCUCAACAAGAGUUGGACCGGAUUAAAAAGGCCAAUGAGGUCCUUGGACUGGCAGCUCAGCAGCAGGGGAUGUUUGACAAUGCCCCUCUCCAGGCUCUUAACCUUCCUACAGCGUAUCCAGCGCUCCAGGGCAUUCCUCCCGUGUUGCUCCCCGGCCUCAACAGCCCCUCCUUGCCAGGCUUUACUCCAUCCAACACAGCUUUAACGUCUCCUAAACCGAACUUGAUGGGUCUGCCCAGCACAACAGUUCCUUCCCCUGGCCUCCCCACAUCUGGAUUACCAAAUAAACCGUCCUCAGCAUCGCUGAGCUCCCCGACCCCAGCACAAGCCACCAUGGCGAUGGCCCCUCAGCAACCCCCCCAACCCCAGCAGCAGCAGCCACAGGUGCAGCAGCCUCCCCCGCCGCCAGCAGCCCAGCUGCCACCCACCCCACAGCUCCCACCGCAGCAGCAACGCAAGGACAAAGACAGUGAGAAAGUAAAGGAGAAGGAGAAGGCACACAAAGGGAAAGGUGAACCCCUGCCUGCCCCCAAGAAGGAGAAGGGAGAGGCGCCCACGGCUGCUGCAGCCACGCUCUCUGCCCCGAUGCCCGCCAUGGAGUAUGCAGUGGACCCUGCUCAGCUGCAGGCCCUGCAGGCAGCCUUGACUUCAGACCCCACAGCACUGCUCACGAGCCAGUUCCUUCCUUACUUUGUACCAGGCUUUUCUCCUUAUUACGCCCCCCAGAUCCCUGGCGCCCUGCAGAGCGGGUACCUGCAGCCUAUGUAUGGCAUGGAAGGCCUGUUCCCCUACAGCCCUGCGCUGUCGCAGGCCCUGAUGGGGCUGUCCCCGGGCUCCCUACUGCAGCAGUACCAGCAAUACCAGCAGAGUCUGCAGGAGGUGAUCCAGCAGCAGCAGCAGCGGCAACUGCAGCAGCAGCAGCAGCAGCAGCAGCAAAAAGUGCAGCAGCAGCAGCAGCAGCAGCAGCCCAAAGCAAGCCAAACCCCAGUCCCCCAGGGGGCUGCUUCCCCAGACAAAGACCCUGCCAAAGAAUCCCCCAAACCAGAAGAGCAGAAAAAUGCCCCCCGCGAGGUGUCCCCCCUCCUGCCGAAACCCCCCGAAGAGCCAGAAGCAGAAAGCAAAAGUGCGGACUCCCUCUACGACCCCUUCAUUGUUCCAAAGGUGCAGUACAAGUUGGUCUGCCGCAAGUGCCAGGCGGGCUUCGGCGACGAGGAGGCGGCGAGGAGCCACCUGAAGUCCCUCUGCUUCUUCGGCCAGUCUGUGGUGAACCUGCAAGAGAUGGUGCUUCACGUCCCCACCGGGAGCGGUGGCGGUGGCGGUGGCGGCGGCGGCGGUGGCGGCGGCGGCGGCUCGUACCACUGCCUGGCGUGCGAGAGCGCGCUCUGUGGGGAGGAAGCUCUGAGUCAACAUCUCGAGUCGGCCUUGCACAAACACAGAACAAUCACGAGAGCAGCAAGAAACGCCAAAGAGCACCCUAGUUUAUUACCUCACUCUGCCUGCUUCCCCGAUCCUAGCACCGCAUCUACCUCGCAGUCUGCCGCUCACUCAAACGACAGCCCCCCGCCCCCGUCGGCCCCCGCGCCCCCGCCCGCUUCCCCCCACGCCCCCAGGAAGGCUUGGCCGCCGGUGGUCGCCCGGGCUUCGGCCGCGAAGCCCCCUUCUUUUCCUCCUCUCUCCUCAUCUUCAACGGUUACCUCAAGUUCAUGCAGCACCUCAGGGGUUCAGCCCUCGAUGCCAACAGACGACUAUUCGGAGGAGUCUGACACGGAUCUCAGCCAAAAGUCCGACGGACCGGCGAGCCCGGUGGAGGGUCCCAAAGACCCCAGCUGCCCCAAGGACAGUGGUCUGACCAGUGUAGGAACGGACACCUUCAGAUUGUAAGCUUUGAAGAUGAACAAUACAAACAAAUGAAUUUAAAUAAAAAAAUUAAUAACAAACCAAUUUCAAAAAUAGACUGACUGCAAUUCCAAAGCUUCUAACCAAAAAAACAAAAAAACACACAAAAAAAAAAAACAAAAAAAAGGAAAAAAAAGAAAAAGCGUGGGUUGUUUUCCCAUAUACCUAUCUAUGCCGGUGAUUUUACAUUCUUGUCUUUUUUCUUUUAAUAUUAAAAACAAAAACACCCCUAACCCUGUUCCAUUGUGUCCUUUUGAAGGUACUAUUGGUCUGGGAAACAGAAGUCCGCAGGGCCUCCCCUAUGUCUUUGGAGCUUAAACCCCUUGUAUAUUUGCCCCUUUUCAAUAAACGCCCCACCUUGAGAGCACAGAGGAGCCCGGCAUGCACUGUAUGGGAAAGCAGUCCACCUUGUUGCAGUUUUAGAUUUCUUGCUAUCUUAGCAUUCAGAUACCAAUGGCUUGCUAAAAAGAAAAAAAGAAAUGUAAUGUCUUUUUAUUCUCAGGUCAAUCGCUCACACUUUGUUCUGUUUUCAGAAUCAUUGUUUUAUAUAUAUUAUUUUUUCAGUUUUUUUUUUUUUUUUUUUUUUUUGGUUCCAGAAAAGAUUUUGUUUUGUUUUUGUUUUGUUUUGUUAAUUUAAAAACGGGCAGAAAGUAUUUGAGAAAAACAAUGUGAACUGCUUUAGCUUUCUGGGGAUUUUUAAGGAUAGCUUUUCUGCUGAAGCCAAUUUCAAGGGGAAAAGUUAAGCACUCCCACUUUCAGAAAAAAAACGAAAAACAAACAAAAAAAAAAACCCACACACACAAAGAGUGUUGAGGACUUGUAGCUUAAAAAAUAAGUUUUAAAAAACUGACUUUCUGUAUUUAUGAUAGAUAUGACCAUUUUUGGUGUUGAGUAGAUUGUUGCAUUGGAAAUGAACUGAAGCAGUAUGGUAGAUUUAAAAGGAAAAAACCUUUUGUGUACAUUUAGCUUUUUGUAUGGUCCAGCUGACAGCUCCUCAUUUGAUGUCGUCUUGUUCAUCCCUAGCAGAUAGAUUACAAUCCGUUGAUUCGCCUAAGCUUUUCUCCCCUUUGUCCCUUAACUCCACUUUUGUCUUUCCUCCUCCCAACUCCCAUCCUAUAAUCUCCCACUUAAGGUAGCUGCCUUCAUUUCUUAGAGGGUAGCUGCAGAAUUAUUUUAUAAAACUAAAGAAAGAAUUUCAAAGGAUUCUAGGGGUCAUUAGGAUCCUCACAGAUUAUUUUUGGUUGGGGAGUUGAAACUUUUUAAAGGCAUAUAAUUCUAGUUACCUUUGUCUGUAGCCUUGUACAUUUAUUUUUUAUUUAUCCUUCCUUUGGCUUUUCUCUUGUACCCCCUUCUUUUCCUCCUUGUUUGGUAGAUGCUUCAAAUAUUCUUUUCCUAAACUAAGGCAUUUGUUUCAGUUUGUGUAAUUGGGUUGUGUACUUUUUUAAUUAAAAAAAAAAGAAAAGAAAAGAAAAGUUUUGGUUAGGGGUUUGGUUUUUGGUUUUGUAUUUGUGUUUUUUCUUUCCUCUCUCAGAAAAAGAAAUUUCAUGCUUUAAAUAAAAUCCAAAGACACACCCUUUCACUGCUGAUGCAGAAAAGAGGGAAAGGGUUCUUGUUACUUGAGAAUUUGUUUCUGAUUUAAACAAACAAGACUUAGUUUAAUAAAAGAAAGAGUAAAACAAAAGAUUCCCAGGUUGUUAGGUGCCUCUUCUGCAAGCAGAGAGGCAACUGUUAAUGACAAUUCCAUAUACCAAAAGACACAUUUUUUACUUCAAAGUUUUGUCCUUGUGUUAGGCAGUCUGAGCGGCGAGUGUUCCAGAGCGCAGCCAACAAAGAAGCAGAUAGCAAUGUACAGAGAGCAGAAGAGGAAACCGUACGUGAGGCACCUGUGUUUAUGUUAGUAUCCACAUUCUUGUAACACAACACAAUGCUACACAUCCCCUUUUUUAAUCUUGAAAACGGUCUGAACUUUGAAAGGAAAACUUUGUGCUGCUAAAACGUAGAUUUUGGAGACAAAUAGAUGCUUUGCUGUUUCACUUUCGUAGCCAAACAUCAACAGACACAAUCUCCCCCUUGCCCCCAAAGUGUGAAGUCCUUUUCCCCUUCAUUCUCCUCCUUAUGUUUCAAAAGGGAACUUUGAAGACUGUGAAUACAGGUUCCAUUGGUCACCUUUCAGGCUUCUUUCCCCAGUGCUGAAGCCUCUCAUCGACUUUGCAAAAGACUGGAGCAUUCCAAGAUCUGAAAAUGGAUUUCUUUUUUCUUUUUUUCUUUUUUAGCCGGGACUAUUUUUAUGAAUUUGUUUUUAGUUAAAUGAAAGAGUAGAUCUGAACUGUUGUACAUACUUCUAACUAGGCUGAUGCACAGUGCAAAUUCCUUUUUAAUUUUUUUAAGUAGAAAUUCUAAAGAAUACCAUCGUAACUAUUCAUAUCAGUAUCCAGUUGUAGCAUAAGGUGUCAAAAACAAGUAUGCAAAACAUUUACUGUUUUAACAAGCUAUUUCCUUUAACAAGAAUUCUUGUAUUUCUCCCUGUGUUUGAGAUGAACAUUUUUAAAUUUUAAAGUUGUACAGUUUUUUCGUUGUUUUUUCAUUAUUUUAUCUUGUUUGUAACUCUAUGAAAUAUAUAUAUAUAUAUUUUUUGCCAUUUAACUGUUGUAUGUUACUCUGUGUCUGUAUCAUAGAAAAAAAAUUGUUUUUGUUUUUGGUUCUUUAUGUGACACCAGUUAACAAUUAACACUAGCUUUACCUGUCAAAUUCUGCUAGGUUUUCUCUAAAAACUGUUUUUAAAAAUGAUAUUGCUUGGUAAUAGUGCAAUUUCUGUCCCUUUCCCUCCCCCCUCAACUUUAACUUCCUUUGUAAUUUUGCUACCCCUUCCCUAAUGGUUUUAAUUUUGGGUGGUUGGGUUUUUUGGUUUUUGUGGGUUUUUUUUUUCCUACUAUGCCAUCCUCCCUCUGUGAGGCAGAGUGACUGUCAUUGUUUUGUUAUGCCAUGCCUUGACCUGUGGGUGUGUUUGGCAACAAAUAAGGUGGUUGGGUAGAUUGGCUAAGCAUGCUUCCACCCACCAGUAUUCCUCUGAGGGGUAUAUGAUUGUUUCAACCUGGAGUGGGUUGCACACUUAAUGCUUUCCUCUACAACUGUACCGCCCACAUGUAUGUUCAUUCAAAGCAGAAGUAAUUCUCAGCACUAACCCAGAAGUAGCAAAGCAGUCAAUGAGGGUGCAAAGUCGAAGUCAAACAUGAGCUGGUCACAUGUUUGUGGGCUGACAUCAUCAGUGGCUAUGACCUGUAGCAUUUACAAAGCAUGAAUUCACUACAACGCUCAACUGUUUGGAUCCAUCUCACUCGGGGAAUCUAUUCCUGUCUGCUGUAUAGUGGGUAGCUGCGUAGGAUAUCCAAACUCACUUUUUAAAUUAGUUCGUAAUCUCCAUUGGCACUUGGCUUUUUGGUUGUUGUUGGUUGGUUUUUUUUUUGUUUGUUUGUUUGUUUUUGUUGUUUGUUUUUGGUUUUUCUCAAAUACUCCACAGUGUGGGUUGGUGCCAGACACAUUGGGUCAUAGCACCAGCUCUUGAUGCACAGAAUGGGAGUGAUUUCAUCCAUCCUUUCUCCAUCCUUCCAAAAAGAAACUUAAAAGGAAAAUACACACAUACACAAUAUAUAUAUAUACACACACACACAGAAGAGUUAAUAUGUCUAGGAAGUUUUUUUUUUUUAAUUAAAUGCUAUUUAAAGAGAUGAAUGUGGCCAAAGUUUUACACAAUUGAAAAUAAAGUAAAACAGACGGCAUGUGUAAACCUGAGUUUUUCAGGCAUGGCAGGAAGUUGCAGGAGAGAGAGGCAGUGACCCAAGCCAGUGCACUUGAUGUUCAUGGACAUAUAUUUUUUUUAAAUAAUAAAUUAAAUUAAAACAUUUUAAAUAGAAGCAUAAAUUGAGUUGGUUGUUUGUUGGCGCUGAGAUACUGCCCACUGUGAAACAAAGCUUUGACUAGUUUUUUUGUUUGUUUGUUUACUUUCUUCAGGGGGGAGGGGGGCAAGUUUGGGUAGGAAAGAAAGCUUAAAUGAACAUGACCCUGAGGUGAAGAGGUAUAUGAACAGCCUUUGCAAUGUACAAAAAAACAAAAACAAAACAAAAAAAAAAAAACAAAAACAAAAAAAAAAAUAGAGCAAGUGAAACCAAAAAUGAUGUUCUUGGUGUUUUUCUAUAAUGUAGUCUUGUUAGCUUUUUUGUUACUGUAACAAUGCUGAUCUUGAACUGUACCAAAAUACAUGGAGACUAACAAACAGAACCACAUGGAACUUUCAAACUGAAAAAAAGAAAUUUGUCACAAAAACUUUGUUGUCAUAGUUAAGUUGAUUGUAGAUGGUAAUUGAAUAUACUCCUUUGGAAAUAUUUCAUCAAGUAUGUUUCCUGCUCAUUGUGAUACAUUAAAAAAAUAUGAGCAAAA
This is a messenger RNA of Marmota monax (woodchuck), 15944 nucleotides long. It is a transcript of the gene Zfhx3, whose product is annotated as zinc finger homeobox 3. The transcript is spliced from 10 exons. Gene Ontology annotation, cellular component: nucleus. Gene Ontology annotation, biological process: regulation of transcription by RNA polymerase II; brain development; regulation of neuron differentiation. The coding region runs from base 348 to 11495 and encodes 3715 amino acids. The record is from RefSeq and is a predicted model, not a curated record. Lineage: Eukaryota; Metazoa; Chordata; Mammalia; Rodentia; Sciuridae. Gene Ontology annotation, molecular function: zinc ion binding; DNA-binding transcription factor activity, RNA polymerase II-specific; RNA polymerase II cis-regulatory region sequence-specific DNA binding.